GGGCGUCGCCAAAGAGGGGGGAGGCAAACGAAUUGUCGAUAGCAGAUGGGCCAUCUGUGGGACGGAGGACGUCACCGAUGGGUGGGCCGACAGACGCGAUGUCGAUGCCGGGUCAGUGUCCAGGGGAUUGUGUUCAUGAUGAGGAGGGACCCGCGCUUGCUGAGGGCGGUGAUAUGGAGGUUGCGGGUCGAGUGGAGGCGGACAAGCGGGUGAAUCGAAAUGAUGGAGGUGAUGUCUUCGGGGGUGAUGUGGUGGAAAAAGCGGGUGCGGGAGGUGCCAGGCGGGGGCUGGUGGUGGGGGUGGAGGAGUCGAUCGUGGUAAAGCAUAUGAGAGAGGAGGUCAGCAAGGGGCAUGUCGGGUUCGUGGGCGAGGGCGGUUGCAAGGUCUUUGUGGCAUACUCGUUUGAUGCGAGAGAUGAACGCAAAGUCGGGAACGAUGGUGUGGGGCAGGUGGUGGCGGAGGGAGCGGACGUAUUGGACGAAGCGCUCCGUGGGACUGGUCUGGCGGAGGUGGCAGAAUUGUUCAAGGUACUCGUCAAAUGGUUUUCUGGGGGCAGAAGAUCGGAAGGAACGGGGGAUUUCCCCGUCGCGGUGAACGAUCUGCGCGAGGGUGUUGAAGUUGAGGUUAUCGGGGGUGGUGUCGUAGCAGGCGGUGUGCUGGAUGCGCCGGAUGAGGGAGGAGGUGGAGGGAACAGAACUAUGGUGGAGGUUGAAGGGUUGGUGGAUGUGGUGGUAGAGGUUGUAGGAGUGGAGGAGGUCGGCGGGGGGGUGUUGCUGGAGGCGGCCGUGGAGGAGGGAGUGGUUUGCACUUUGGAGGAUGAAGUGGUUUGCGCUGUGGAGGAGGGAGUGGUUUGCGCGGUGGUGACGGCCGUGAUGGAGGGGAUGGUCUCUUCGAUCGUGGUUACGAGAUCGGAUAUGGAUGACAUGUUGGCCUUUAUGUCGUCGAGAGAGGCGGUGACAAAGGUUUGGAGGGUGUUGAGUGUGUGGAGGAUGGCAGAGAGGUCGGGGGUGGCAGUGUUUGCUGGUUGUUGUUCGCCUGCGAGGUUGCGGGCGAUGCUAUCGACUGAGUCGGUGCGGAUGUCAGACAUGUUGAUGGAGGAUGCGGCCAUGUCGGGGGAAGGGGGGGUGAAGGACGUGGCCUGAACGGAUGUGGAGGAUGCAGCAACAGCGGUGGCGGUGGCAGCAGCGGUGGCGGCGGCAGCAGCGGCGGCGUCGGCGACACGUUGGGAGUUAUUGGUUUGGCGUGGUGGCAUGUGGAGAUGAGGGGAGACAAUCCCUUAUAAAUUCGAAAAUAAAUGAAUAAAUAAAAAUAAUUGGCAAGAUUUUUCAAAAAAUAAACGCUGAACAGAAAGAGAUAAUUAAUUUCGAAAGAAUAAAUUCUGAUUAAGAUU
This is a messenger RNA of Chara braunii, 1390 nucleotides long. The record is from the annotation of a GenBank genome assembly. Lineage: Eukaryota; Viridiplantae; Streptophyta; Charophyceae; Charales; Characeae.